Messenger RNA from Sphenostylis stenocarpa, 909 nucleotides. The record is from the annotation of a GenBank genome assembly. Lineage: Eukaryota; Viridiplantae; Streptophyta; Magnoliopsida; Fabales; Fabaceae.
AUGGACAGUAACGAGGAAAUCCCCUCCACACCUGCAACCCCAGGUACUCCUGGUGCACCUCUUUUUGGUGGUUUCAACAAUGGCAGGAAUAGGACUAAUAGUAACAAGAAGUCCCUUCUCAAGAGUUGUAGGUGCUUCAGUGUGGAGGAUUGGAGCAUCGAAGAUGGAGGCUUACCCGCCGUCUCUUGCUCAUUGCCACCCCCUCCUCCAGUCCCUCUUGCCAGAAAGGUUGGUGCGGAGUUCAUUGGGACUUUCAUUCUCAUGUUCGCUGCUACUGCUGCUGCCAUUGUCAACCAAAAGACAAACGGCUCUGAGUCCCUCAUAGGGUGCGCUGCCACCACUGGUCUCGCCGUUAUGAUCGUCAUCCUCGCCACUGGCCACAUCUCCGGUGCUCAUCUCAACCCUGCUGUCACCCUCUCCUUUGCUGCAUUAAAGCACUUCCCUUGGAAACAUGUGCCUAUGUAUAUUGGUGCACAAGUUUUGGCAUCUAUCUGUGCUGCAUUUGCUCUGAAAGGGGUUUAUCACCCUUUCAUGAGUGGUGGAGUCACCGUCCCUUCCGGAGGAUAUGGCCAAGCUUUUGCUUUGGAGCUCAUUAUUGGCUUCAAUCUCAUGUUCGUUGUCACUGCUGUCGCCACCGACACCAGAGCCGUGGGAGAACUCGCGGGAAUCGCGGUGGGAGCCACUGUCAUGCUCAAUAUACUCAUAGCAGGGCCAGUAACAGGGGGCUCAAUGAACCCAGUAAGAACACUAGGUCCUGCUAUCGCCGCAAACAACUACAAAGCCAUAUGGGUUUAUCUGGUAGCUCCCGUACUUGGAGCUUUAGCUGGGGCAGGUACCUACACUGCAGUGAAACUGCCCGAAGAAGACGAUGACGCCAAGGCAAAGGCUUCAAUCAGCUUCAGAAGGUGA